This is a messenger RNA of Erigeron canadensis, 2045 nucleotides long. Its product is annotated as pentatricopeptide repeat-containing protein At5g15300. Lineage: Eukaryota; Viridiplantae; Streptophyta; Magnoliopsida; Asterales; Asteraceae. The record is from RefSeq and is a predicted model, not a curated record. The transcript has 2 exons. Gene Ontology annotation, biological process: RNA modification. The coding region runs from base 1 to 1647 and encodes 548 amino acids. Gene Ontology annotation, molecular function: protein binding; RNA binding.
AUGAUUAGGAGACAAACAAACGAUAAAAACCCCAAUUUCCAUCAACGGUCGUCUUUAUGGAGGGAAAUCACUACUUUUAGAAAACUGAGGCAAAUCCAUGCUUCAAUGAUCAUUAAUGGAUUCAAUUCAAACAAAUUAAAUCUUCGAGAACUUAUAUACGUUUCGGCGUUAGUUAUACCUUCUGGAAUUAGUUAUGCACACCAACUGUUCGAUCAUAUCACUCAACCAGACUUAUUUAUGUGGAACACUAUGCUUAGAGGCUCUGCUCAAAGCCCGAACCCUGGAAAGACUGUUUCUUUGUUUAACCAGAUGGAAAAACGAGAUGUUAGGCCGGAUCGUUAUUCUUUUCCGUUUGUGCUUAAGGCGUGUACUAAGCUUUCUUGGGUUAAUAUUGGUUAUGGUGUUCAUGGAAAGAUUAUGAAAUAUGGGUUUGAAGAUAAUACGUUUGCGAAGAAUACCCUUAUUUAUUUUCAUGCUAAUGUUGGGGAUAUAGAUAUCGCGAGUGCUUUAUUUGAUUCUUCAGCGAAAACCCAAGUUGUUGCUUGGUCUGCUUUGACGGCUGGGUAUGCAAGGAGAGGGAAUUUGGUUAUGGCGAGGAAGGUUUUUGAUGAGAUGCCGGAGAAAGAUUUGAUUUCUUGGAAUGUAAUGAUUACGGGUUAUGCAAAGAGAGGGGAAAUGGAUAGUGCCAGAGUUUUGUUUGAUGAGGUACCAAAAAGAGAUAUUGUAACGUGGAAUGCAAUGAUAGCGGGAUAUGUAAAUUGUAAGUUACAUAAAGAAGCGUUGGAUAUAUUUGAAGAAAUGACGAGUUUGGGAGAACAACCUGAUGAGGUAACAAUGUUGAGUCUUGUAACAGCAUGCACAGACUCUGGGGAUUUAGAUAUUGGUGAGAAGAUUCAUCGUUCUGUUCUUGAUUUAGGUGGCGGAGAAUUGAGCAUUUUACUUGGCAAUGCGCUAAUAGAUAUGUAUGCAAAGUGUGGGAAUAUAGAUAAAGCACUCAAGAUUUUUCGUAGUAUGAAAGAAAAAGUGGUGACAACUUGGAACUCUAUAAUUGGAGGUUUAGCCUUUCAUGGUCACUCUGAGGAAGCCAUAGAUAUUUUCAAAGAAAUGUGUCAACUGAAAAUAAAACCAAACGACGUAAGUUUUGUUGGGGUGUUGGUGGCUUGCAGUCAUGCAGGCAAGGUUCAAGACGGUCGGGAGUAUUUUCGUCUCAUGAGAGACAAGUAUAAAAUUGAGCCAAACAUAAGGCAUUAUGGGUGCAUGGUUGAUCUUCUUGGACGUGCAGGACUUUUAAACGAAGCAUUUGAAUUUGUAGACAAAAUGAAGAUGAAGCCAAAUGCAAUCAUAUGGAGGACUUUACUUGGAUCAUGUAGAGUUCAUAAUAAUGUUGAGUUAGGUAGGCAUGCUAACGAGCAAUUACUCAAAUUAAAAUGGGGUGAAAGUGGUGAUUAUGUAUUGCUUUCGAAUAUAUAUGCUUCACAAGGCGAGUGGGACGGUGCCGAAAGGUUGAGGAAGGUUAUGGAUGAUAAAGGAGUGAGGAAAGAGGCUGCAAGUAGUUUAGUUGAUGCAGAUGAACAGACUCUCAUGCAAUUUCUGUUUGAUUCUAAACCUAAAACAACCGUUGGCAAGAAGCAUAGUUUGAUUCGCUAAGCCAAAGAGGUGCAGGGAUGACACUUUCUGCAUAUUCUCAGACAUACAUGUCUCCGACUCAGUGUAUCGGCACAGGCCUUGUUGUCCUAAUUGUCGGACUUCUGGUCGGUGAAGGUUUUCUCCCUAUUUAAUCUCCCAUUUUUUUGUGGGUCUCCUGAGACACGGGUUAGAUCCCGUGUAUCUAGUAUCAGAUACACAUGGAUGGACCCACAUCCCCUUGUCGAGGAUCUGGAAUCUAAAUCCUUUUUUGGUUUACCUUUUUUUUCUUUCUAUUUCAUGAAGUUGCGACUUUAACGUUGAAUCAAAAACACUAUAGUCAUAAGAUAGCCGGUGAUAAUACUAUGUGUGUGACCUGAUGUAUAAUUAUUUUGGAAAUCAAGUUCUUACUUUCUUAUCAA